AUGGUGUCUCCGCGGUCCCUCCUUUCUACCCUGCUUCCUUUUGCGUCAUGCGUCCUCGCCGCGACGUACGAUGAUUGGCGGCAGCGAACGAUUUACCAGGUCAUGACGGACCGCUUCGCCCUCGCAGAUGAAUCCUAUCCCGCCUGCGACCCCGCGGCCGCCGAGUACUGCGGCGGUACGUGGCGCGGGCUCGAGAAACACCUAGACUAUAUACAAGGCAUGGGCUUUGACGCGAUCUGGAUAUCGCCUGUUGCGAAGAACAUCGAAGGGCAUACCGACGAUGGUCAAGGCUACCAUGGAUAUUGGACCCAGGACCUCUUCAGCCUGAACAAACAUUUCGGCUCCGCCGAGGACCUCCACAGCCUCAUAUCUGCCGCGCACAAGCGCGACAUGUAUGUCAUGGCGGACGUGGUCGUCAACCACAUGGCCGGCAAGGCCGAGGACAUCGCGUCCCUACAAGCGGACUCGUUCUCCUCAUUCGCUCCUUUAUCGACCAAUGACUCCUUCCACCCGCUGUGCUGGGUGUCGGACUACACCAACCAGACCGAGGUCGAGCAGUGCUGGCUCGGCAAGGACUCGAACGGGUCCGUCGCGCUGCUCGACAUCAACACAGGGCACCACAAGACGAUGAUGCAGCUGUAUGACUGGGUCGGGCAGUUCAUCAGUAAUUACACGUUCGACGGCAUGCGGAUCGACCGGAUGAAGCAUGUGCAGAAGGACUUCUGGCCGGGGUUUGCGAAGGCGGCGGGCACCUUUGAGCUUGGGGAGGUACGCAGCGAGAACAUCAGCUACGUCGCGAACUACACCGACUCAAUGGACGGCGUUCUUGACUACCCGACGUUCUUCGCGGUCCGGGACGCCUUCUCGUCCACCAAGGGCAACCUGUCUGCCAUCGCAGAGGUCACGAACACGUCGCGGCACACCUAUCAGGGCAACGAGUUCCUGACCGGCGCCUUCAUCGAGAACCACGACUACCCGCGCAUGCUCAAUCUUACCCAAGACAAGGCACUCGUCAAGAACGCGCUGGCAUUUAACUUCAUCCACGACGGUAUCCCUAUCCUCUACCAAGGCCAGGAACAGGGCUACUCCGGCGGCGACUCGCCUGCGAACCACGAAGCGCUUUGGUUCUCGCGCUACGACACUCGCAACGACAUGUACCGCACCAUCGCCGCGAUGAACAAGGCGCGCAAGCAGGCGAUGAACGCCGGCAAGCACUUCCUCAUCACCGCCAUGGACUUCAUCAAGCAGGAGCAGCCCGGCGUCAUGGCUGUCUCGAAGCCGCCGCUCCUGACGUUGCUCACCAACGCCGGCAGCGGUGGCGCCGCCGCAUGGGACGUCCCCGACGUCUACAAGCCCAACACCGAGCUCGUCGACGUCCUCACGUGCCGGACGUACAACGCCGGCGCGAAGGGCGAGGUCAAGAUCAGCUCGACGGGCGGCAUGCCGCACGUCCUCAUCCCGUCCGCGGACCUCGCGCACGACGGCGGGCUCUGCACAACGGAGGCGAAUGCGGCGCCGAGGCGCGCGGGGACGCCCUUGGGUGCGACUUUGGGUCUCUUGCUUGGUUUCGUGGGUUUCAUGCUGCUCUGA
Schizophyllum commune H4-8 is the source of this 1590-nucleotide messenger RNA. Its product is annotated as glycoside hydrolase family 13 protein. Lineage: Eukaryota; Fungi; Basidiomycota; Agaricomycetes; Agaricales; Schizophyllaceae. The transcript is spliced from 6 exons. Gene Ontology annotation, molecular function: calcium ion binding; alpha-amylase activity. The coding region runs from base 1 to 1590 and encodes 529 amino acids. The record is from RefSeq and is a predicted model, not a curated record. Gene Ontology annotation, biological process: carbohydrate catabolic process.